GUUCAAUUCUUUUUCCACGUUACAGAUAAUAAUCGUUGUCAUGAAACGCCGAGAAAAUGAAGCAGCGGGCCUCGAACCGAAAGUUAAAAAAGCUAAAACUGCUGUCGACGUCACUGCUAAAGUAAAUAUCAGAAAAAAUUCAAAUACGAAGGUAAAGAAGGUGAACAUCUCACAAAAAAAUGAUGCUUCGGAGAAGAAGGGAAAAUUCCAGAAACCAACCGCUGCAAAGAAACCUGUCAAGGCAGACAAGUCACAGAAAUUGUUCGACAAGAUUAAUAAUAAAAAGAAAGGAAUACAAACUCAGGUUCAACCUAAAUCCACAAAUGGUAGCACAGACACAACGGAGAAACCGGAUUGGCUAGAGUUUAAAAAACAGAAGAAAGAACUGCGGGAAAAACGAAGAGAAAAAAGACUGACUAAUGCGUAUGAUGUUAGCGUUAAAGCUAAAAAGCUUGGCGAAAAAUUGCGCAGAGCAGAUUGUUCUAAAGAAGAGCGUAAAGAGCUCACAACACAGCUAUAUGAAUUGCUCAAAGGACAAUUUAGUAAACUUGUCUUCAUGCAUGACAUGGCAAGGAUUGUUCAAUGGCUUCUCAAAUACUGCACUCCUGAGAUACGAAAAAAUAUUAGUGACGAAUUACAAAAAAGUAUCGUUCUAAUGUUACAGUCAAAGUAUGCCAAGAAUUGCAUCAAAACGUUGCUGAAGCAUGGGACAGAUGAAAUUCGAGCAGUGAUAAUCGCGGCUUGUAAUGGCAAUAUCGUUAAACUAGCUAGCCAUUCAGUGUCUGCACCAGUGCUUGAACUUGCAUAUUCAACUUGGGCGACCGAUGCGGAUAAAUUAUAUUUUAAACAAGAAUUUUAUGGCGAUAUGUACAAACUAGCCAAGGACAGUCAAAUCAAGACACUUGCUGAUGUCUAUAAACUCGCAGGAGAUAUGAAAUCUGCAACUCUCUCAGCUGUCAAAGGAAAUUUGAUAAAAAUUCUAAAUAAGAAACUGAUUAACACUACCCUUGUACAUUCUGUGCUGCUUGAAUUCUUGAGGAAUUGCACCAAGGAUGACAGAGAUGAAAUGAUCACUAUGUUCCGAAGUUUGAUUGCAGAAUUAUCUCAGACAAAAGAUGGUGCUAAGUCUGCAAUGAUUUGUUUGUGGCAUGGUACAAAAAAAGACAGAAAACUUGCAAUGAAGGCAUUGAAAGAUCAAGUCAAGAAUGUAGCAAUAAACGAGCAUGGUCAUAUGGUGUUAUUAGCUUUGUUUGACUGCAUUGAUGACACAGUUCUUAUGAAGAAAAUGAUAUUAACAGAAUUGCUGAAUGAUCUAACAGAAAUUGCAUCGAAUGAAUAUGGCAGAUGCGUAAUUCUAUAUCUUGUUGCUAGAAGGGAUUCACAUUAUUUUCACCCAAAAGUAAUUGAGCAACUAAAAAAAGGUGAUGCCAACGAAACAAGUAAAAAGCCACCUGAAAUACGAGCAAAAGAGCUACUGGACGCAGUAAUUGAUAAAUUGUUAGAAACUGUUACUACAGAAGUAUCAACAUGGCUAUCAAAUAGUUCAAUAUCAAUGGUUACGUUGGCAGUAUUGAAAGCGGGGGAUGGAGAAAAGCUCAAAAAUGCACAUGAAGCUAUUAGAGAUUAUAUAAUAGAUCCAGAAUCAGUAAUAACGGAAAAUGAUAAGGAACAGAAGGUAAUUGAAUCUUCUGGGCUUCACAUGAUGCUGAAAAAAUUGAUACAGAAUGAUAAAAUACUUAUCGAAAAAAAGAAAUCUACCUUUGGGGAGGUAUUAAUUGACAAAUUAAACCCAGAAGUAAUGAAACAAUGGAUUGAAUUCAACAGAGGUUGUUUUCUGCUGAUAACGUUAAUAGAAAAUAGUGGUGAGUCCACAGCUAACAAUGUAUUAACUAAACUGAAACCUUUACAAAAAUAUUUAAAAUCUAAAAAAACACCAGGAGCAUCUAUAUUAUUGAAAAAACUCAAGUAAUACUUCUGCUGGUACUCUGUGUUGUUGGGAGCAUCAAAUGUGUGUUUCAAAAGAAUGUACAUUGUUUCAUUUUAGUUGUUUAUUUCAAAUCUACUAUUUGCAAUGAUGUAAGCAACACUGGAUUUUAUAAAUAUAAUGUUUGAUUCA
Molecule: messenger RNA, 2116 nt
Organism: Diprion similis
Lineage: Eukaryota; Metazoa; Arthropoda; Insecta; Hymenoptera; Diprionidae
Gene: peng
Product: protein penguin
Exons: 1
Coding region: 41-1969 (642 amino acids)
Biological process (GO): regulation of translation
Cellular component (GO): nucleolus
Molecular function (GO): mRNA binding
Source: RefSeq, a predicted model, not a curated record